Molecule: messenger RNA, 1218 nt
Organism: Dendrobium catenatum
Lineage: Eukaryota; Viridiplantae; Streptophyta; Magnoliopsida; Asparagales; Orchidaceae
Exons: 1
Source: RefSeq, a predicted model, not a curated record
CGUACUCCACAAAAUGUGGCGAGUGUCUCUGAACCUGUAACUGUAGCGCAGCUUGAGGGCUUAAUUAGCGAAAAGAUUAAGGCCAUUAUAGCUGCUGAACAGGCAGAGAAGUUGGUAGGGAAAGGUCGCCCGUACCCAGCAGAGUACGAUCAGGUAUCAUAUCCAAAGGGAUAUUCUGUGCCAAAGUUCAAUAUCUUCGAUAGCAAUAAAAAUCCAAGACAACACCUGGCGCAGUUCAAAGCAACCUGUGAAAACACAGGGGACAAUGAUGCUCUGCUAUUCAGGCAAUUCGUAAGCAGCUUGAGUGGAACUGCUUUCGAAUGGUAUGCCGAACUGCCAAAUGAUUCUCUAAAGACCUUCGCAGAAUUAGAGGCAUUAUUCGUGAAAAGGUUUGUUAGUGCAACAGAGAAGACUACCAUUGCUGAUCUUGCCCUUGAUAAAAGGAGGAAGGAUGAGUCAGUAACAAAAUACAUAACACGCUGGCGCAAUCUCAGCAUGAAGUGCGAGCAACAGCUGGAAGAAGAACAUACAGUCCAACUACUGAUGGGAAACAUUGAUGACAAAAUGCAACCCUUCUUAUGCAUGGCUUCAAUCACUACCUUCCAAGAUCUAUUGGACAGGGUGGCAAAAUUUGAAAAAUUGAACUUGUCAAAGUCAAAAAGCCUCCCUGAUAAACCCAAAAAGGCUAAGGCGCCUGAUGCUAGGAGAAAUGAUGUUUACUCCGCAUUUCCUCCUAGGCCUGAUAAAGAUAAAAAGGCAGUAUAUAAUGUGGAUAAAGGAAAGCAGCCUAUGCAGUAUGAAGAAAAAUCAAAACAGGCUUACAAUCCAAAUCCUCAACCAAAAUUAGUUCUUGGAGGAAAUGAUAAACCUCGAGCCUUUCCCGAUGGAGGAGAGCGCCAGAGGCAAAUCACAGGAACUGGUGAUAGAACGUUUCCCUCUCUCAAGGAAAAAAUGAAUAAAGAAUAUUCAUUUAAGCGGGAGAUUGUCGCUAAAUUGUUCCGACAAGCACUCAAGAAUGGUCUGGAGUUGCCAGAAUGCAGAAGACCUGAAGAGUCCAAACACAGUGGCGACCCAAAUUACUACCCAUAUCAUCGGGUAGUUAGCCAUCCAAUUGAAAAUUAUUAUGUCUUCAAAGAUUGGUUGAAAAAGAUGUACAAGAGGGGAGAAUUAACAUUAUCAGAUAAUGUGUUAAUUCGUCCAAGAAAGGAAUCCACCCGG